AUGGUCUUUCAUAUCGAGCAAUUCCCUGCUAUUGUUAUAGAAAAUCUGGCUCUUAUUUUGGAGCCCAAGGAUCUCUUUCAGCUAGGUCUUGCAUCCAAAUCGCUCUAUCAAGUUUUUAUGGACAACAAUGUAUGGAAGAGCAAAACCUUGCACGACUUUGGAGACUUGUUCCAAAUAUAUACCAUCUUUACUACAGCAACAGGCUUCACUCUGGAUUCUGCUUUAACCGAGAAAUUUAGCCAAGAGCCUAGUGAUUGGCGUAAAUACUACUUACAAAAGAACAGCACAGUGAAUGACAACGAUACUGCUCUGAUGGAUCAAGCUGAUCAAGAAUACGCCAAUGCACAAACACAGCUUGAAUCAUUCCAACAAGACGGCAAUGUCGAAACAUUGGUUCAAGUUGCUUGCAAGAUGAUGUGGAUCUUGGACGUUUUUCCUGGUCAUGCAGGAUGCUACUAUAUUCUGGGCUUCAUCCUGUUUGUGCUGAACAAGCUGGAAGAAGCUAUCAUUUUAUUGGAAAUGAGCAGAGCCGUAGAUCCCAACUUUGAGCCAGUGGAUGUGUUGGAGGAGGAGAUUGAGCGCAUUGUCAAAGGAUACAAAGGAGAAGAAGAGCUCUUGCGCGACAAUCAACUAUCAGAGGCAUUGACACACGUAUUGGAGGAAGUGUUUGGCAAGUUUGACGCAGACAACGACGGCGCAUUGAAUGCCAAAGAACUGGACAGUUUCAUCUUUACUACAAACGGAGCACAUCCGCCACCAGCAUUCUUACGUCAAAUAGGCCUUCGCUUUGGAGCCAACAAGAAGGGAUGGUUAACAAAGGAGGGCUUUUUAGCAUUUUAUUUAGAGCAAACAUUAGAUGAUCCCUCUGAAACGAGAAACGAUUUGGGUGUUCAUGGCUAUGAUCCUCAAACAUUGAAAUUAAAAAUGCAAGAAUAA
Mucor velutinosus is the source of this 936-nucleotide messenger RNA. RefSeq lists its product as uncharacterized. Gene Ontology annotation, molecular function: calcium ion binding; protein binding. The coding region runs from base 1 to 936 and encodes 311 amino acids. Lineage: Eukaryota; Fungi; Mucoromycota; Mucoromycetes; Mucorales; Mucoraceae. The record is from RefSeq and is a predicted model, not a curated record. The transcript is spliced from 2 exons.